Pseudo-nitzschia multistriata is the source of this 1725-nucleotide messenger RNA. The record is from the annotation of a GenBank genome assembly. NCBI's taxonomy places the organism in Eukaryota, Bacillariophyta, Bacillariophyceae, Bacillariales, Bacillariaceae.
GAACUGUCAGAAAACAAAAGACUUUGGCUUUUGUUGAAGUCAAUGAUGGAUCCAAUAUGAAGGGCAUACAAUGCGUGUUGUCGUUUGAUGCGAUUGAUGAAGAUUCUGAAAAAGGUAUGGGAUUUUUUGGGUUUGUUUCUAACGAUCUAAUCGUUUUCAUUUUUGGAGUUCUCGAUUACCUAUUGAACUGAUCUUUCUUGAAGCAAAUAUUCUAACUAAUUGAAUUUUUCGGCCUCAUUCAUUCCAAAUCUAGAACUUGCUAAGAUCACCACUGGUUGUUCUGUAGUUGUCGAGGGCCCUCUUGUUGAGUCGCAGGGGGGUAAGCAAGCAGUCGAAGUAGCAGCUACAAAGAUUCGCGUUGUUGGCGAAUGUCCAGGAGAUACCUAUCCACUUGCAAAGAAACGUCAUUCGUUAGAAUAUCUAAGGACGUUAGCUCACUUGCGUCCUCGUACGAACACUAUUGCAGCGGUCGCGAGAGUUCGUUCGCAAUUGGCAGGUGCUAUUCACGCCUUUUUCCAACAGAGUGGAUUUGUUUAUGUGCAAACUCCUCUGAUUACGGCUUCAGACUGCGAAGGUGCGGGAGAGCUUUUCCGCGUGACGACCCUUGACAUCGACAAUAAAUCAUCUUUACCAUUGGUGAAGACCGAAGAAGGUAAAAGCACAACUGAUAUCGUAGAUUCAAGUCAAGAUUUCUUCGGGAAACCCGCGUACUUAACGGUCAGUGGUCAACUUGGUGGUGAAACAUACGCAUCUGCAAUGGGUGAUAUCUAUACAUUCGGGCCGACGUUCCGGGCAGAAAAUUCUCAAACCACUCGUCACUUGGCGGAAUUUCACAUGGUUGAACCAGAAAUGGCGUUCGCAGACCUCGAUUCUGCGAUGGAAAACGCCGAGGACAUGUUGAAAUACGUUGUAAAACAUGUGUUGGAUUCAUGUGAGGAAGACCUGGCCUUCUUUGGUAAAUUCUACGACAAGGGUCUUAUCAAACGGUUAGAAAAACUUGUUUCCCAACCCUUUGUCCGAGUAUCGUAUCGCGAUGCAAUUAAAUACCUACAAGAAGAAAUUGCCAAGGAUCCGUCGAAAUGGCAGUUUCCCGACGUUGAAUUUGGGACUGAUUUAUCAACUGAGCACGAGCGUUGGCUUGCAGAAACCAAGUUUGAUAGCGCAGUAUUUGUUUACAACUAUCCGAAAGAAAUUAAAGCUUUCUACAUGAGAGACAAUGAAGAGGAUGAUGGAGAAACUGUAAAUGCGAUGGACUUGUUGGUGCCUGGUGUUGGUGAAUUGGUGGGUGGAAGUCAGCGAGAAGAGCGACUUGAGACGCUGUUGGAGAAAAUGGGUGACCAAGAUCUGGAUCCUGAAGAUUAUUGGUGGUAUCUUGAUCUCCGUAGAUUUGGGUCAGUCCCUCACUCUGGGUACGGUCUAGGGUUCGAAAGGCUUGUAACGUAUGUCUGUGGAAUUGAAAAUAUCAGAGAAGCAAUUGCCUUUCCUAGAUACCCAGGACAUGCAGAAUUCUAAUGAAUGUCUCCUUGGGCAUUUGAAUUUUCCCCUUGGUUUAAUGAAAACCCAACUGAUGCUUAAAACUUGCCUCAAAUUCUCUUCCUACUCGCGUCAUCUGAAUGAAUGAUUCGUUUUUUGUCGUCACAAAUUCACUGGCAAGAGUAUGGUAUCUUGUAAUAGUUAGCAGUACGCAUGAGAGAGAUCUCUUCUCAAUAUAUAAAACAUCUGCCC